AUGGCUCUCACACCCACAAAUCUAAGUAAUGAGAUGUCUCUGUAGAUGACGAUGGACUGCCAGGAACAACAGUUGACUGAGAAAAACAAUGGCUUUUUCCAAAAGUUCAAUGUGACUAAAGGUGCAAUGCAGGAUUUGCUAAAGGAAAUUAUCAAAGUGGACCACAUCUUAGACAGAUCAGAUGAUGAGGAUGACAUUUCCUCCGAAAACCCUCAAACUGACUUCCUUCACAAGGAUAUGUUGGAGCUAGAGGCUGAGCAUGACCAGGACCUGAGUAAACAGGAUAAGCAAGAAACAGAUGUUGAUGAGGACCCUCAAGCAUCUACAUCUCUGCAGUUUGCAAAGAAGAACCUCCUUGAAUUGUGUCUGAAGGGCAUGUUCCUCAAGCUAAACUACUGGAACACAAAGAUAGGUCUCCAGGUGAAAGAACUUGGAGCUGAUUACAUAGACAGAACAGAGAAAAUUGACAAUAUUAUUUAAAAAAUAAAUGUAACAGAAAACACAGUGAAGAGCUUAUUAAAAGACAUGCUGACCCUGAAGGAUCAAAUUGAAAAGCUGGAGGACCGGGGCCCUGACCUUGAUCAAGGGACGCUGAGUUAAGUGAAUGCUUGCAAUGAAGUUUAUGAAUUAAAGAAGAAAGUCAUGGAAAGGCUGGAGGACCUUUGCAAGAAUGUGGAACUGCUGAGUGCAAAGCUAAGGAUGUAUCAAAUGGAGGCAGAGGACACCGACUCUCACAGUUCUGAGGAAAUAGAUACGGAAGAGAUGGAGGCCCUGCUUCCUCAGGCCCCAGCAUCCUUUUUAGCACAGAAGUCUCCUCCCCGCAAUACAGCAUGGAAACGUGCACUGAGGAUUUUCAUCAUGUUUUAUGUCCUCACCAUCACUGGACUUUUAUGUUACAUACUAUUUUUUGGUGCUACAUUUCUCUUUGAAAGGGUGCUUCUGAGAAUGCUUGGGUACCGCACCACAUGGGACCUACGGGAGAUGAGAGAGCCUUUCUUGAAUUUGGAAGUGGAAGCCUUGUUACCCUCCUAAAGAUACAGAAGUUACUGUCACCCUACUGACUUUCUCACCAGUAAACAUUGUGGCUGUUCUUGUA
Pongo pygmaeus (Bornean orangutan) is the source of this 1096-nucleotide messenger RNA. It is a transcript of the gene SMCO2, whose product is annotated as single-pass membrane protein with coiled-coil domains 2. The transcript is spliced from 8 exons. NCBI's taxonomy places the organism in Eukaryota, Metazoa, Chordata, Mammalia, Primates, Hominidae. The record is from RefSeq and is a predicted model, not a curated record.